Molecule: messenger RNA, 5037 nt
Organism: Rhinichthys klamathensis goyatoka
Lineage: Eukaryota; Metazoa; Chordata; Actinopteri; Cypriniformes; Leuciscidae
Product: band 4.1-like protein 1
Exons: 24
Coding region: 269-4162 (1297 amino acids)
Biological process (GO): cortical actin cytoskeleton organization
Cellular component (GO): plasma membrane; cytoskeleton
Molecular function (GO): structural molecule activity; actin binding
Source: RefSeq, a predicted model, not a curated record
AGGAGUUUGGUGUAUCCAGCACGCAUACGCCCCCUAUACGCUCUUCUCCUCCUCCUCUUCUCCUCUCCUCUCCGCUCCUCUCCUCUCAUCCAUCCAGCCGAGAGCUGCUCUUCCCCCUCCGUCCGCUCAUUCAUCCUCUCGGACAGUCUCCAUCCUGUGACGGUGAAUAGAAGCAGCUGGGCGGUGGCAUUCGCAAGCCCUCAAUGGUCGGCAUUUGGACGGAAAUACGCGCGUCAAACCUGGAGAGACAGGACUGCAAGUGAUUGCUAUGUCAGAGAGAAGUUCAACCACAAAGAAUACAGCAGACGGAGGUUAUAUGGAUCACGAUUCAAAGAUGUCGGACGAGCACAGAGACACGGAUGAUUCUUCGGAGAAAACGCCAAGUAGGAUGUCCAGAUCCCCGCAGAAAUCCUCCAAAAGACCAAAGACAGUGCCUGUGAAAGUCACUCUGCUAGAUGGAUCUGCCUAUGAGACCGGGGUGGAGAAGCUCUGCAAAGGACAAGUGUUACUGGAUGCGGUAUGUGAACAUCUCAACCUCUUGGAGAAGGACUACUUCGGUCUAUCCUUCAGUGACACGGAGAGCCAAAAGAAUUGGCUAGAUCCUUCGAAAGAAAUCAAGAAACAAAUCCGUGUGGGUCCCUGGCAUUUCUCCUUUGCUGUCAAAUUUUAUCCUCCCGAUCCGUCUCAGCUGAUUGAAGACAUCACACGGUAUUACCUGUGUCUGCAGCUGAGGGACGACAUACUGUCAGGUCGUUUGCCCUGCUCGUUCGUCACUCACGCUCUGCUGGGUUCGUACGCCGUUCAGGCUGAGCUGGGAGACUAUGACCCAGAGGAACACGGGCCAGACUACAUCAGCGAGUUUCGCUUCGCCCCCAAUCAGACCCGUGAGCUGGAGGAGAGGGUGAUGGAGCUGCACCGCACCUACAGGGGCAUGAGUCCUGCAGAGGCUGAGAUCAACUUCCUGGAGAACGCCAAGAAACUUUCCAUGUAUGGCGUUGAUCUCCAUCAUGCUAAGGACUCUGAAGGCAUUGACAUCAUGCUGGGAGUGUGUGCCAGUGGACUCCUGAUCUAUAGAGACCGACUGCGUAUCAACCGAUUUGCCUGGCCUAAGAUCCUCAAAAUAUCCUACAAGAGAAGCAACUUCUACAUCAAAAUCCGUCCUGGAGAGGUAGAGAAAAAGUACGAGCAGUUUGAGAGCACCAUUGGCUUCAAGCUUCCCAACCACCGUGCUUCUAAGCGCUUGUGGAAGGUCUGCAUUGAACACCACACAUUUUUCAGGUUGGUCUCUCCUGAGCCUCCCCCUAAAGGUUUUCUUGUGAUUGGCUCGAAGUUCCGCUACAGUGGGCGGACCCAAGCCCAGACUCGCCAGGCCAGUGCUUUGAUUGACAGGCCAGCUCCUCAAUUUGAACGAUCAAUUAGUAGGAGGUAUCUGCUGUCCCGCAGCAUAGAUGGAGAGUCAGCUUUAGGGGACACUAUGGACCGACUCUCCCAGCACACCUGUAGCGAGCCUGUGCCUAGUCUUCCCAGAGAUGAGCUGGACCAGGACUACCUGGAGCCCAGUCUGGAACAGGACCUGGACCAAGAUCAUGAACAAGCUGAAGAUCAGCGACUAGAGAGUGACUCCACUCCCUCUAAGACUAUGGAGCUCAAGAGGGAGGACUCAGGCUCUCCUGUAGACUCUAAGACGGAGUCGGACCAGGACUUGGCCCCACGUCCUAAACAGGAGCAGUUCCUGGAUAAACCAGAGGAUGUGCUGCAAAAACAUCAAGCCAGCAUCAAUGAGCUGAAAAGAGCGCUGAGAGAGCCCAACAGCAAACUGGUCCACAGAGAGAAACGUCUCUCUGGAGCUUCAUCCGGUAGCACUCCGGAGAAAAAAUCUGCCUCAGAGGAGUCCCUAUUGAUUGAGAAGCAAGAUGGUUGUCAAAGAGACCUGCCCCUCAGUAAAAAAGACGAAAAGAGCAGGAGUCCUAGAGUAGCUUCAUUAGCCACUGGAUUCAACAGAGAGACAGAAGACAGAAUGAGAGAACAAACCAUCACUACACACAGUGAAACGAGAGAAAAACAAAAUGUAGUAAAAAGGACCUCAACAGAAACCAUCCUAUCACCAGAGAAACCCCUGAGAAAUCGUGCUGAAAGCCCUGCUUUAAGGUACAACCAUUUCCAGGGCGCCAGUUCAUUGGAGGAGAGAGCAUAUAAUAAUGGGCAUCCGCAGGACAGAUCUUUGUCAGAGAAUGUCAUUCAUACAAAUGGAUGCGAUGAAUAUGCAACAGAGAGACUCUGGGGCGAUAAAAAGUACAUGGGGUUAACCAAUAGAGAAGACGAGAACACGAAUAAAGACUUAGCAAGGUAUGUAGAGAGAAGUUUCGGAGAGGCUUCUCCAAAUGCAGCCAUAGACAAAUAUAUGAGAGAUCGAUAUAAUGAAAGCCGAUGGGAGAGACGAUCCUAUGAAAAAGAAUCCGAGAACACCAGAGCUACCUUACAAAGACAAAUGUCUAAACCAGAUCCUAAAAGUAAAGGCUCAACAAUCCAGAGACACGAUUCUACUGCAAGCGACACAUCACAGUCUGAGGUGAAACGAAUCGUUCCGCUGAAGCCUGAGAGGUCGAAGAAGUUGAAAGGCAAUAAAGGAGCCAAGCUGCAAGGACAACCAAGUGAGAAGAGCAUUUCGGGAUCAUUUGAAGAAAGUGAAGGGACCAACUCUAAGGAAGAGCAAGUUGGGUUCGAGAAUGCCCCGGAUGGCUUGUUGCAGCCCAGAAAUUCUGCAGCUUUAGAAAGCACUGGAACUUUUUCCAAGCAAGACUGGAUGAGUAAUUGUCACAUUAGGGAAGUAAGAGAAUAUUGCCGACAGUCUGUCCAAGACAGGCCCCAAUUAAGAGAUCUCAAGAACAGUGCAGACCACAGACUUAGUAUCGAACAAGAUCAGUUUCUUUUUGAAGAUCCAUUGUUUAUGUUUGACUUUCCCACCAAUUCAGCAUUUCCAGCCUUUGACCAGAUUCCCCCUUUAUACCCACCUGUGAAAUCCCAGUGGGCAAGAGAAACACGUACCAAACCAGUCACCAAAAGCGAUUCUGGCAACAAUCUUCACAAGAGCUCCACCAUGGAAUCUUCCAAGAGGAAAUCAGUGGAGCCCCUUCCCACUCCAGCAAUUCAUGCGGAGCCUCAGGAGGAAGCCCAGAGAGAGCCCUGGGAGAGACGCUUGGGAUCAGUAUCAGAAGAUGACCCUGACCCAGACACUCUGUACCUGAAGGAGACUCACCUGGGCAUUGAGCGCAAAUGCUCGAGUAUCACCGUUAGCUCAACGUCCAGCCUGGAGGCUGAGGUGGACUUCACUGUGCUCAUGGACUUCCAAACGGGUAUGGAGGAAUUUUCUAGAGGCAUGACUGAGCUGGGGGAGAAAGACUUCUCAGCUGAGUUUAGCCUCUCUGACCGUCCCACUCAUCCAGCCUUUAUACUGGGAGCAGAUCCUAUCUACCUUCCCGAGGAGGAACAUGUAGAAGUUCAGAGGCCCGUAGAGAAACCAAAGCCCGUUGUAGAACAGAAGCCACCGGAGGAACGUAAACCGGAGCCUUUUGUACCUAAGAAAGCUCCGCGCUCUGUGAAAGCUGCCCAAGCCAUGAGGAAAGAAUCUAAAGAACAAGCUAAUGCCCAGUCGAUGAGAAGGGAGAGCUCUGAAUCACCCCCAAUCCAUCCUCUAAGUAGAGAGAGCAGUGAAAUCAUUGCCUCCCAAGCUCUAAGGAAGACCGAGGUCAAGAUCGAGACGCAGCCCAAUGGCUCUGAGGUCACCACGACCAUAAUGGAGAUUGCAGACCCGGACCACGGUAUCAGUGGUAUGCGAGAGGCUGCAUACUCUAUGACAGAGAGAGUAUCUCCUGUGAACUUGGGAUCAUUAGGUAGAGAUGGUUCUCCUCUAAUGGUUACUGAGAACGUAACAUCAGCCACUACAACACAUGUAACUAAGACGGUGAAAGGAGGCUACUCCGAGACAAGAAUCGAAAAGAGGAUUAUCAUUACUGGUGACGAUGAUGUCGAUCAAGAUCAGGCGCUCGCAAUGGCAAUAAAAGAAGCCAAGCAACAGCACCCUGACAUGUUGGUAACCAAGGCUGUAGUUGUCAGGGAAACCGAAUCUUCCACUCAAGAUCCACAUGAGGAAUUGAAGUCCUGAUCUCCUCAGUUCUCAGGACUUCAACAAAAAGCAACUGUUCCUCAAUGACUGCCAGUGGGUCGCCAACAUCUACAGACCUCUUAUGCUAAGCUUCUUGCUUCCACUUACAUAAACGACACUAACAUUUACACAUGCACACAAACACAUGCUGCCUCCCAGACGUCAGAACCGAUUCCUUCUCAUGUAAUUUCUAUUUGGUGUCUACAUUCGCUGUGAUGAUAUGGACAUGCUCGUUCAAGAGGCGCUCGGACCAUUUGGGAAGGACAGACCCAGCAUCACAUCGAUCAGACGAUUUAGCUGCCAUUGUAGUCCCUUGCUUUUUCUUCACGAAUGUGAAAACUAACCAAGCGUACUAUCGACAGCCCGAUGCUAACAUCAAGCAUGAGGCACGGGGCUUUUUGAUGAACAUUGCUGAAGAUUUAGCUUAGUGGAGUGACAGUAGUGUCUAUUGAGUAGUUUUUCUAGGCCUCAUAUAACACUUUUUGCAAACACUGAACUGUAGGGAAAAGCCUAGAUAGAGUACAUACAGUAUGUCGUGCUUCUCUGAUCAACAAACAUUAUGUUGCUUUUCUGAACCUCAUCUGCAUGUGGCAAAGCAGGGUUUCAAAUAUUUUCAUAUACAUCCAGCUAACUAAAAACUCUGGUUCAGUGUCCUUACAAACCAGAGAGGAAAACGAGACAGACUGUAUUAAUGUAUGAUUGCCAAACCUUUUGACGGUCCUCUGAAAAGUAUUUAUUUCCAUAUUAGAUAUAAUAUGAAGAUAGUGUACUUGCACAUCCCCCCCUCCCCCUGGAAAUUUCUUGUUAAUUACUGCUGUAUUUGUUUUUACAGAUGUCAAGAAUGCUUUUUUUUUUUUCUCGGGAGCCCUUAAAUA